This is a messenger RNA of Cajanus cajan (pigeon pea), 717 nucleotides long. Its product is annotated as RING-H2 finger protein ATL66. The record is from RefSeq and is a predicted model, not a curated record. Gene Ontology annotation, biological process: protein ubiquitination. Lineage: Eukaryota; Viridiplantae; Streptophyta; Magnoliopsida; Fabales; Fabaceae. Gene Ontology annotation, molecular function: transferase activity.
AUGGUCAAGUGUAGCACACUCAAAGCAAAAGGAAAGGCGUGCCUGCGAGUGUUGAAAAACGCCGUCGUUUCACUCGGCCAUGACGACGCGGGACUCGGAGGUUCUGAAUUGGCACUACGACACGGAGCUCGACGACCAAACCAUCGAACUCCGCGGCCGCAAGAUCUUCUUCAUCGCCGUCCUCUUCUCCAUCAUCCUCCUAUUCACGGCGCUCUUCCUCUUCGCGCGCCGGAUCUGCCGCCACAGCCACGCCCUCGCCCUCCUCCCGGACGCCGCCCUGCCGGCGGCAGCGGUGCAGCAGCGGCAGGGCCUGGACGGCGGCGCCAUCAAGAGGCUCCCGAUCAUCCUGCACCAGGGCGCGGCGGCGGAGGAGACGGAGACGGAGACGGAGUGCUGCAUCUGCCUGGGCGCGUUCGUGGACGGCGAGAAGCUGAAGGUGCUCCCCGGGUGCGACCACAGCUUCCACUGCGAGUGCGUCGACACGUGGCUUGCCAAUCACUCCAAUUGCCCUCUCUGCAGAGCUUCGCUCAAACUCGAUUCCUCGUUUCCUAGGAUUUUGAUCCAAGCGCCACCCUUUGCUGCUACUCUCCCUGCACUCUGAUCUCAUCUAUCUUCUCUCUCUUUUUUUAGUAACACUACUUCACUUCCUUUCCAUUUUUUUUCUUUUCACCUGUAAAUCGCUGUUAGAACCAACAAGGAUUUUUCAUACUUUGCACC